AUGACAAAUGGACCAUUACUUAUUCAUCAAGUACCUUCUGAAACAUCAAUCAAUGUCAUGUAUUAUCGUGAUGAAUGUUUAAAAGAUUUAGUCAAAAUGUUACACAAAAAAAGACCAUCAUCAACAGUAAAUCACAUUAAGCUGCAUCAUGAUAAUGCACAACCACAUAUGAAUGAUAUUGUUGUUAUUUAUCUUCAAGAAGAAAAAAUCAACGUUAUGGCUCAUCCACCAUAUUCACCUCACCUUGCUCCUUCGGACUUUUGGUUGUUCAAUUGUCUGAAACGUACCCUUGAUACAUAUCCAAAUACUACAAGUUUAGCUAAUACGUUAUCCAAAGAGCUCAAUUCAUUACCUAUUCAAGAAUACCAAAAGACAUUUCAGAAGUGGAUUGAAAGGAUGAAACUUUGUAUUGAACAUCGUGGGGACUACUUCGAACAUUUACUGUAA
Molecule: messenger RNA, 447 nt
Organism: Rotaria sp. Silwood1
Lineage: Eukaryota; Metazoa; Rotifera; Eurotatoria; Philodinida; Philodinidae
Source: the annotation of a GenBank genome assembly